Caenorhabditis remanei is the source of this 762-nucleotide messenger RNA. RefSeq lists its product as uncharacterized. NCBI's taxonomy places the organism in Eukaryota, Metazoa, Nematoda, Chromadorea, Rhabditida, Rhabditidae. The transcript is spliced from 6 exons. The coding region runs from base 1 to 762 and encodes 253 amino acids. The record is from RefSeq and is a predicted model, not a curated record.
AUGCUAUUGCGUCGUUCGCUGUUCAUCCUCGACGUCUGUGUCCUUCUCGCCGUCGUCCUCUUCUUGGUUUUUCUUCCAGCUGAAAGAUGCGUAAAAAUGGAAGUCGCUGCGAACAAAGAAUCCGCGGAUUGCAGUCUUCAUCCAGUCCACUAUCCGGAUUUUAGUCUUUUGAAAUCUUCUCAAAAACCGAAUGGAACUCAUUUGAAAGCGGCGAAGCAUCACGUGACAGUAUGCCAUCGUUUGAAAUGGGAUCAUUACUCGUUUUGGGAUAAUAUGUACCUGAUCCUCCUCCCAGCGAUCACCUGUUUCCUUCUGAUUCUCUAUACGCUCUGUGAGAUUUGUGAAUUCGAUAUGUUUGUGGGAACGGUUCAAAGUACGGGAUUGGUGAUUUUGUCGCUGUUUAGUGUGAUCUAUACUAUUGCAGUCAUCACUCACGAGAAGAGCCGUAUUCAAACCGAUUGGCCCCUCCUUACCCAUGCUCAACUCUUCGGAGCAACUGCCAAAAAUACUUCAGUUGAUGUUCCAAAGACGUGGGAAUACAGUAUCGCAAUGUGUCUCCUCUCUGCACUUUUCAAAAUUGGACGCAUUCUUAUUCAACAUUUUAUUGGGGAUCAAAAGAUGUCCCUAGACGAGGACAUCGAGUUUUCUCUCGACAAACACCAUCCAGCAAAGAAUUUUGGAAAUUUCGAAAGUGCUGAAGUGGCUGGAACAACUCGAAUGCUCAAUGAGUCUAGAUACUCGAAAAUUGAAAAUAUUGACUGA